UUUUCUUGAUUUUCGCUACGAUGUAAGGCUACCAGGCGAGUUUUGUCCUUCUUUUUGCAUUGGUAUGCAGUGUCAGACAGACAAAACGUCCAGCGAGGCUGUUUGCUAAUGUUACAGUAUUUGCUUUGAGCUAUGCAAGCAUAGGACGUCAAUUGUUUUCUGCUGCGGACAAACUCAGACUGGGGACAGUCAGCUGAAUAUCCUCUCCCAUCCCCCUUACCCCCUCUGUCAGAGCAUGGCUCAGGAGACCAAUCAGACGCAGGUGCCAAUGCUUUGCACUAUGGGAUGCGGUUUCUAUGGUAACCCCCGCACCAACGGCAUGUGCUCGGUCUGCUACAAGGAACACCUGCAGAGACAACAGGGAGGGGGGCGAUCCAGCCCCCCGGGAGAGAAAGCUGCUACAUCACCAGCAGGAUCACCAGGGUCAGCUGGUGUGACUGUGGAGAGCACAACCUCAGAGCCCAGUACAGAGGUGGCGGGAACCCCACCCGAGGAACAAACAACCAGUCCUAGUUCUCCCAGCCCAGUAACUCAACAGAUGACCGCUAUGAGCAUCUCCCAGGAUUCAGGAGCUGUAGACUCUGAUCGAGCGGAGGCUGAGGAGGGAGAAGAGGAGGGUACUUCCAACAGCUCAGAACCAGUGGGCGAAGCAGCACAGGCUUCAUCAUCUGAUGGUGACCAAACCCCUGAUAAAAACAAGAAAAAGAACCGCUGCUUUUCUUGCCGGAAGAAAGUUGGCCUUACUGGUUUUGACUGUCGCUGCGGCAACCUGUUCUGUGCCAUUCACCGUUAUUCUGACAAACACGACUGUCCCUAUGAUUACCGGAGUGCAGCUGCUGCCCGCAUACGCAAGGAAAAUCCCAUCGUGGUUGCUGAGAAAAUUCAGAAGUUAUGAGGACUGAGUGCAAAAAAAAAGUCUCUCUGACUUUGUGAAUUUGAACAAUGGCGAGUUGGAUGAAAACACCUGAUAUCAUGGCUUCAUUUGUUCAUGGUAGUCUAAGACGGGCGGGGUGGGGUGGUGAGAUCGCAGCCACUGUCCAGACGCUUCCCUUACUAGCAUCUCCCUCUCUCUCCAAUAGUGACUGCGGCUGAAUCUGAGUGUUUCUGUGUGCGUGUGCGUGUGCAUGUGUGCAUAUGUUUGUAUGAAAGCGCGUGUGUGCACAUUUGCUUGAGAGUCGGGGAGAGAGCUGUAGGGGCUUGGUGGACAUCAGUGCUGCUGUGGGGAGGGAAGGCAUUUUGAUUUUACCCCUUUUUGUUUCUCAACUUGGGGCGAUCGUGUGGGUUUAUUUUUAUACAAUCCCUGUUAGGUAGUUGAUAUGACACAGGGGUGAGCUGUUAAGGAAUGUGUCACAGCCCGGAUAACGACACAGAGGUCAAUUAAGAGGGUCCAGUGUUUAAAAAAAAAAACCUCACUGCAAGAUUUCAUGUAUCAGCAAGACCUUUUAAGGGCUUUGGAAUAUAAAUUUUUCUCCCAGACUGAAAUGAUGUCAACUUCUUGUCAGAUUGGCAUUUUUUUCCCUCUUCCUCCAACCUUUAUUCUAUGGGUCAUCACAUGUUGAACUCUCAAGUCUCAGCAUUUUCAAGAAAUGUUUCUCUUUGAUAUAUUGACUUAUCAUACUGAUAUUGGGUGCAUGAACAAUUAUUGGAGGGGGAAGGUAGGGGAGGGCAUGGAUAGGGGAGACUGAGAACCUUGACUUAACUGAGUGAUUGAAUUCUGUGUUUUGUUUUUAUUUUUUUUUCUUUCUGUUUUAAUGAGCGUAUGACAUCAGAAGAUCUAUAUUAAUAUAUUGUAGUUAGCUUGAAUUGUGUGAUUGCAUUCUAUUUAUUUUUUAUUGUUUGGUUGGUCUGUGCUGGAGGAUUGGCAGCAUGUGUCAGCAAAUCAUUAAGAUUUGCACUUAACCUUUUCAAUUAUAUUUAAGUAAUUCCAUCUUGAUUAUAUAACCAUUGAAGAAAAAAAUACACAAGCUCUGACAUGAUGGAGUAGAGUCCAGUUAAGCCGUUACAAUUAAGAUUGUGCAGUAAAUUGUCCAUUAUUUUGGAUUUAGAAACAAAGCACAAUGAAGUGUGUCAACUGCAGAGCACAAGAUAAUGUGCCACACCUACUCAGUUUUGUUCAGCAUCUGGGUCAUUUGCAGUUUAUAUUUGAUCCUGUACAGCAGGCUCGCUGAGGAAAUUGCCUUCUUGCUCGAUUGAGGCGGUGCGUCCUCCUUGAAUGCCCUUUUCUGUUCAAUGGAGCCAAGAGUGAAGCUCCAUGUUUCUCUAACCACCAGCAGACCACUGACACAUGCUGAAUGAAAACUGACCUGGGUCGCAGUUACUCUACACAUUGACACACCUGCUCAGCUAACGUAAAGAUUGUCGCAAUGCUAUGGAGUUGCGUGCUGUGCUUUUACGAUGUGCUCAGAUUCAGACGAGUCCUUACUACGAAGAUCGCUUCUAGCUAGCUUCUUCUAGGAAGAUCAAUCUUACAUGCAUGUGUGCAGAUGAACAUAGAGGUUACUGUUUGGUAACUUACUGCACAGUUUGAAAUGAAGCUGGAAUGUUUAAAAAGCCACACAGCAUUAGCACAAUGCAUGGCUGGACCCUUGAGGUUCAAGUUAACAGGACUCUACAGUGUUUUUUCCAAAUGUAAAUACCAUAUGGCUCCUAUUCAUAUAGUAUAAUCUUAUUGUAGACUUUUGCCAGGUAAUAAAGGUGGGGGACUAAGGUGAAGAAUAGUACUAUGUGUAUAAAAGUGCUUUUCAUAAUUAUCCAAAAAAAAUUCUGUGCCGCAAAUGGCACAGAUUGUUUUCCCCAUCUUGUUUCCCCCUUUUUUCAGUUUUUUACAUCUGCCCAUGUCAUGUCGAGAAUAUGUUCAUUAACUGGCUGUACCAUGAGUAUCUCCUACGGGCCAUGUGGCUUUGUUUUUUAUAAUACCUGUCCGAUUGUUAACGAGCCCCUGUAAGCUUCAUUAACCUUGCAGAAUUACACAGUAUUCCAAUCCCUGCUUUUAUCCUAUUACUGAAGUCUAUUCAUAGCAUAGUCAUUAUUAUUGAAAAUUAUAAAGGCCUCUUGUGAGAUGUAGAGGGGCAAUGAAGGUUUCAUCUUUUCAUCAUCAAAUGCUUUCCUUGUAAAUGUUGCUUGAUCUCGAUCAUCAAAUAUUUAUGAAAGCUGCAGAAAAGUUGCAAGGAAUUUGCAGAGGAUGCAUUUUCUAAAGAAGCCAAUGAAUGACUGUUUUCCUUGUAUAGGCAGAAUAUCAUGUGGGACCUAGUUGAGUUUGGUUUGGAAAAUUGGCCACCAGAAUUCAUGUAAAAGUUUUAGUGUUGAUGAUGGACGUGGCUAAACGACUUAAUGAUUUAGCAUGCCAACAUUGGGACUGUUGGUCAUCUAAAACUCUGGACUGUGAUUUAAUUUCUCCCUCCCAUCUCACCACUACUGGCAAAUUAAAAUUCAGAAGGAGUUUAUGGGGAAUUCUCGAGUGAUAAUUAUGUACAAGGAUAAUAAUUGUCAUAUUUAGGGGAACUUGUGGUCAGAGCAGCUCUGCAGUUUUGUGUAUCUUAUAUAUUCAGAAUAUUCAGACUUGCCUGCUCGGGUUGAUGACCAUUACAGAACAUUGUUGCCUACAGAACACUCAGUUUUCCUUUUCAGAUCAGUAAUCCUUUCAGAAAAAGGUUCUUUACUCGGGAUGAUUGUUCAGCUAUGUAAAUCAUGUGGAUUUCAUGGUUUACACUUGGCAUUUUCUAUUGACUGCUCAUAUCACACCCCUUUUUUUCUUAAUAAACAUGAGCAGUUUGAAUGUAAACCACCAUGAUUCACACAACAAGCUGUAAUGUCACUUAUCAAACUACGCGGCCCUAAUAUUGAUUAUGUCAGAGGAUGGAGGCCCAAUUUUCUUACAUGUGAUUUGGGACAGUUGGAUAACAAAAAUUGCUUUGACUGUUUGUGAUGAAGGACUUGGCACCAGCAUUUAGGGCAACCAUACCUACGUAAUCUAGAUAUUAUCAAUACAUAUAUGUUUAUCUUCCUUCUGUUCUGUUGCUUUGAUAUAAUUUUGAUGUCUUCAAUCCCAUCUUUAGCACAACCUUUCAUAAUCAGUAUCUUCAUCAUGCAAGGGUUUUGAUUGAUAAUAAUGAUAAACCUAUGAUGAGUCUGUUAACUGCAGAAGUAAAGACAGAAGAGGAUAAUUCAUUUUGUCUUUCGAGACGAGCUUGAGGGGCAUGGAAUGAAAUCUACAAUGUGCACAGAGCUGUAGUUCUUGUCCCUUGGCACUCCAGUCCCCCAGAAACACCACCAGAUAUCUUUUUAUUUUGUUUUUCUUUUAAAGAUUUAGGAUUGUAUGAUGUGUAAGAGUAAGUAUAAAACAAUAAAAUCACAAAGUUUAUUUUAAA
Messenger RNA from Lates calcarifer (barramundi perch), 4367 nucleotides. RefSeq lists its product as uncharacterized. The transcript is spliced from 6 exons. Gene Ontology annotation, molecular function: zinc ion binding; DNA binding. The record is from RefSeq and is a predicted model, not a curated record. Bases 236 to 895 code for a protein of 219 amino acids. NCBI's taxonomy places the organism in Eukaryota, Metazoa, Chordata, Actinopteri, Centropomidae.